AUGUAUUUUUUAUUAUUAUUAAAUAUUUUUGUACCAUAUAUUUAUGGAAAUACUUAUGAAAUAGUACCAGAUAAUAUUUUUUCUGCCGGUAAUUUAUUGUAUAAUUCAUUGAAAUUAGAUCCCAAAUCUGCUUCAUUAUAUGUUACUGGAAAAGAUUCAUUAUUUAGAUUGUGGAUUUAUAAUAUUAAUGAUACUAGUUCUGAAAGUUUGUAUGCAAAAAAAAAAUUGAAUAGUGAGAAUGAUGAAAAAGAGGAAUGUAUUAAAUUAGGAAAUUCUGAAUUAGAAUGUGCAAAUUGGAUUAGAGAAAUCUUUCAAACAUCUAAUGGUGACUUGAUUAUAUGUACUAGCCAAGCUAUGAAGCCAACUUUAAUGAGAUUAAAUGGUUUGUCAUUAUCUACUAUUGAUGAGCCAACUAUUUCAAUUGGAGUUUGUUCAACACAUGAUAAUACUAAUACAACUGCAAUUUAUGUUGAAGAAGGAAAUCCUGAUGGUCUUCCUGCUAUUUAUUCUGGAAUUAGAACAGGUCUUUCACAAGAAAAUCAUUUGAUAUAUAGACCACCAUUAACAAAAAAUGGUAAAGAAAUAUUUUCAUCUAUGAGAUCAGUUUUUACUGAUUCAAAAUGGCUUAAUGAACCACAAUUUGUUGGAGCUUUUGAUGAGGGUAAUUAUGUUUACUUUUUUUUCCGAGAAAUAGCUGUUGAAUUUGAAGGUUGUGGUAAAACAAUUUAUUCUCGUGUAGCUAGAAUAUGUAAAAACGAUUUAGGUGGUAAAAAUGUUAUGAAACAAGUUUGGACAUCUUUUAUUAAAGGACGCCUUAAUUGUUCCCUAUCAACAGGAAGUUUUCCUUUUUAUUUUGAUCAUAUUGAAAGUAUAUUUAAAGUUAAAGAAGAUAAUGAUGUACAUUUUUAUGCAUCUAUGAGAACAGCUGAAUCACCUUUUCAAGCAAGUGCAAUAUGUAUAUAUAGUUUAAAUCAAAUUAAUCAAUUAUUUGAUAAUGGUAUAUUAAUGGAACAACCUAAUGUUAAUUCAUUAUGGAUUCAAACAUUACCAGAAAAUAUUAUAGGAAAAAGACCUGGAAGUUGUAUUGGUGAUUCAAGAACACUUUCUGAUUCUGAUUUACAUUUUGCCAAAAAUCAUUUAUUAAUUGCUGAUAGUAUUCCUGGUGGUGAACCAUUAAUAUUUAACAGAGAUAAAUUAUAUUCAACAAUUUUAGUUGAUACUUUUGAUAAAGAAAAUGGAAAUGUAAUAUUUGUUCAUAUUCCAGCAGAUCAAGAAAUAAUGAAACUUUCAUAUAGAAAAAAUGAAAAUGGUAAAAGUAUUGUAAGGAGAUUAAUAAAUUUAAAACUAAGUAAUUUUAAUAAAGUAAAUUCAUUAACAAUACUACCAAAUGAAUAUUUAUUUGCUGCUGAUGAUAAUAAAAUUGCUCAAUUUAGAUUGGCACAAUGUGAUGCAUAUGAUAAUUGUGCUUCAUGUGCCUCUGAUCCAUAUUGUUCAUGGAAUAUUGUUAGAGAAGAAUGUUUUUUUACAGAAAAACACUAUAAAACAACAGUUGGAUGGAUUUCAGGAAGUUUUAAUGUUGAUAAAUGUAAUACAAGAGUUAAAGCUACUGAAAAAAUUUUAUAUCCGGGUGAUUCAUUUAUUUUAAAAGGUAAAAUAAAUAGUAUUUGGAAGAAGAAUGGAAAAAUAUUAGAAGAAGAUAAUGAUAAAAUAAUAUCAAUAAAAAAUGGUGGACUUCUAAUAUUUAAUGCAACAUCUGAACAAACUGGAACAUAUGAAUGUUUACUAGAUAAUAUUAGAAUUUCAAUGUAUAAUAUUGUUGUAGAUAAUGAAAAAUGCACUCAACCAAAAUCAAUAGAUCAAUUUCGUUCCAUUCAACGUGAAUGGUGUAAAAAAUUUGAUGCUUAUAAAACUAAUUUAGCAAAGUGGCAAUUGUGGUAUGACAAAAAUGCACAUUGUCCCAGAAUACCAGAUGAGUUACAUGGAAAAAUGAUUCCCCCUAAACAAAAUAUUUAA
Molecule: messenger RNA, 2013 nt
Organism: Strongyloides ratti
Lineage: Eukaryota; Metazoa; Nematoda; Chromadorea; Rhabditida; Strongyloididae
Product: Sema domain and Immunoglobulin-like fold domain and WD40/YVTN repeat-like-containing domain and Plexin-like fold repeat-containing protein
Exons: 3
Coding region: 1-2013 (670 amino acids)
Biological process (GO): neural crest cell migration; positive regulation of cell migration; negative regulation of axon extension involved in axon guidance
Molecular function (GO): chemorepellent activity; semaphorin receptor binding
Source: RefSeq, a predicted model, not a curated record